UAACACAGUUGUCUUCUCUGGACUCCUUUACGUUAUUAUUUAAUCACAAGCCAAAAACUCCAUAGCCAAAUUCGUCAACACAAUGCAUGCUAAGACUGACUCGGAGGCGACCAGCAUUGACGCCUCAUGGCUUCCCCGGUCUCCACUUAGGCCGGUAUACUACGUCCAGAGCCCCUCCAACCACGACGUCGAGAAGAUGUCAUACGGCUCCAGUCCCACCGCCUCUCCCGCCCACCACCAUUACCACCACUGCUCCCCCAUCCAACACUCUCGUGAGUCCACCACCUCUCGAUUCUCCGCCUCCUUGAAGAAACCCCAAAGCCUCUCUGCUUGGAAACGCGUGCGGCUGCAUCACGAUGACGACGACGACGACGACGAAACGGACGGGCGUGACGGAGGGUCUACCGAUAAAGUCAGAUUGUACUUUUGUAUUGGUUUGUUAUUCGUUCUCAUGUUCACCGCGUUUUGCUUGAUCUUGUGGGGCGCCAGCAAGUCUUACAAGUCUGAAAUCAUCGUCAAGAACAUCGUGUUCGAGAAUUUUAAUGUACAAGCAGGUAAUGAUGGAUCAGGGGUGGCAACAGAUAUGCUGUCUCUAAAUUCAAUUGUCAAGGUGUUAUACAGAAACCCAGCUACCUUCUUCGCCGUCCACGUCACUUCUACCCCUCUGGAGCUUCACUAUUUCAGUCUCAAACUGGCCGCCGGACAGAUGAAGGAGUUUAAGGAAUCGAGAAAGAGGCAGAGGAUGGUAGUGACAGUGGUGAAAGGAGAUCAAGUGCCACUCUAUGGUGGGGUUUCGGUUCUUGCAAAUGCUGGACAGCAACUUCAGAGAGUUGAAGUUCCCCUGAACUUGACAUUUUUGGUGAGGUCAAGGGCUUUCAUUUUGGGGAAAUUGGUGAAAUCUAAGUUUUAUAGCCACAUUCGAUGCUCCAUCACUUUAAAAGGCAGCACACUCGGCAAGCCCCUAAACUUGACUAAUUCAUGUGUUUAUGAUUGAUAAUCUUCAUCUUCAUGAUUCUCGAAAACAUCUUGAUAACUUCUUGACUUUUGAAAAUUUGUUUUCACAUAAAAUGAAUGCAUCUUUAGAUGAUUCAAA
Molecule: messenger RNA, 1093 nt
Organism: Mangifera indica (mango)
Lineage: Eukaryota; Viridiplantae; Streptophyta; Magnoliopsida; Sapindales; Anacardiaceae
Exons: 3
Coding region: 83-994 (303 amino acids)
Source: RefSeq, a predicted model, not a curated record